Molecule: messenger RNA, 1341 nt
Organism: Brachypodium distachyon (stiff brome)
Lineage: Eukaryota; Viridiplantae; Streptophyta; Magnoliopsida; Poales; Poaceae
Product: mannose-P-dolichol utilization defect 1 protein homolog 2
Exons: 8
Coding region: 16-993 (325 amino acids)
Source: RefSeq, a predicted model, not a curated record
UCCUUAAAAAAUGAUAUGGGCCAAGUGAACCUCACGGGCGCUUUUGGCCCAAUUGAGAAGCUCAGGCCUGAGGGGAAUCACAGUUCCUCCCUCUCCACGGCAACUCUAUCCUGCGCGGCCACGGGAGACCGAGCAGCAGCGCAGGCAACGCCGGAGAAGAAGAGGGGAGAGAGCUACCGCCGUCGAACUCGGGACGCCGGUAAAAGUUCACUCGUCGGAGAGGAGGGCGAAUCGAGGAAGAGGGAGGUUAGCAUGGUGAUGUGGGGGGAUCUGGGGACGAUGGAGCUGGAGAUCCUGGGCAUGAACUUCGGGUGCGUCCUCUCGGCGCUCGCGGACACCAAGAUCCCUGAAAAGGACUGCCUCCUCCCGCUUGUCUCCAAGCUCCUCGGCUACUGCAUCGUCGCCGCCUCUACCACCGUCAAGCUCCCUCAGAUAUUAAAGAUUUUAAAGCAUGGAAGUGUUAGAGGACUUAGUGUAGCAUCCUUUGAGCUUGAGCUCAUUGGCUACACAAUUGCUCUGGCAUAUUGUAUUCAUAAAGGACUUCCCUUUUCAGCUUAUGGAGAGCUUGCUUUUCUGUUGAUCCAAGCAAUUAUCUUGAUUGUAAUCAUUUACUAUUACUCACCUCCUAUGGGAAGCAAAACAUGGAUGAAAGCUUUGAUAUAUUGUGGAUUAGCUCCAACAGUUCUGGCAGGAAAAAUUGAUCCAGGUCUUUUUGAAAUCCUUUAUGCUUCGCAGCAUGCCAUAUUCUUUUGUGCUAGAGUACCGCAGAUAUGGACAAAUUUCACGAAUAAGAGCACUGGCGAGCUGAGCUUUCUGACUUGCUUCAUGAACUUCGCUGGUUCCCUUGUAAGAGUUUUUACCAGCAUCCAGGAGAAGACUCCGUUGAGUGUUCUUAUGGGUUCGGCAAUCGGCAUCGUGACAAACGGAACAAUCUUGGGUCAGAUAAUGAUGUACCAAAAGCCCACCCUAAAGAAAGAGAAGAAAGAAGAAUAAGCAGAAGACAAGAAACGAAAGGAGGUUCUUCCUGGUGGUUAACAAUUUUGUUCGGAGAGCUCUUGGAGCAAAAGGCGCCACCAUAUGAACUUACCUGCAGACCCAUUUCAAUUAACGUAAACAGGCCCCAGCAGACAUUUGUGAUGAUGAAAAUAGUAGGCAGCAUGGACAUUCUUUUUGUUUGUACCUCGUAGAAAGUGUUGUGAUGGCUGGGGGUCUGGUUUUGUUUUUUCUUUUGACAGCAAGCUGGAGGUAUAGUUAAAAUGGACAGAUCGAGUGGUGGUUCUAGUUACACUGCAACUGUUUGGUUGAUGGGAAGAUAAAAAUUUCUUCAGUUUUCAUACGCUA